GAUCUCCAAGCAUCUACUCAAGUUAGGACAGACAUCAUGGGUUUGACUGUACCAGUGAAGAUCCUUCUUCUGACCUGCCUGGUGUAUUUUGUGAUCUCUUCAGUAGAUGGCAGAAUCUUUAGAGGCUCUAAGAAUCAGUCCAAGAAGAAAGGCAGUGGUUUAAAAGGGAGCAAGAAGAUUCCACAGAAUGUUCCACAGAAUGCUCCGGGUAAGGUUCCACAGAAUGUUCAGCCUUCAGCAAAUCAGGCACCAGCAACAGCAGCACCAGCAGCAGCAGCAGCAGAACCAGCACCAGCAGAACCAGCACCAGCAGAAGCAGCGCCAGCAGAAGCAGCACCAGCAGAUGCGUGAUUGACAGCUGCUUUACUCAAAGUUUCAUUUAGCUGAAGAGUUUCAUGCUUUAAUUGCAGUAAAGAUUAAAAAUGGCAAAUAGAGUUGACAGUUUGUGAAAUGCA
Messenger RNA from Danio rerio (zebrafish), 455 nucleotides. NCBI's taxonomy places the organism in Eukaryota, Metazoa, Chordata, Actinopteri, Cypriniformes, Danionidae. The record is from RefSeq and is a predicted model, not a curated record.